Messenger RNA from Strongylus vulgaris, 294 nucleotides. The record is from the annotation of a GenBank genome assembly. NCBI's taxonomy places the organism in Eukaryota, Metazoa, Nematoda, Chromadorea, Rhabditida, Strongylidae.
GUCCAUGAGAGAAGUUAUGCUAAGUAUAGUCACCCAAUGAAGUACGCCUGUGAUUUUCCUGAUUGUAGGAAGACUUUUCCUACUUGCGGUCUUUUAGAAGAUCACAUCAAAAUGCACCAAGGUGUAAGACCUUACAACUGUGCUAACUGUGGCUGCUCAUUUUUCGCUAGGGCGAGGUUUGCUGUACAUCUUUCCAAGUACCAUAGAACGAGCAUACGUGACUAUUACCACGUUUCUGGACUAUUGAAACGAGAUCCCCCUUCAGAUGCUAAUGAUUGUCUAAAGCACUUGUAA